AUGUCGUACACUGCUCUGGCAUCACAACUCGUCCUGAUAGUUUCGUUUCUAUUCACACCAAACGUUCUCGCCGAUUGCAGAGACUUCAAGCAAUCACGAAACUACUACACACUAUCUUCGCCCGACGAACAAAUUAUCUCCACUGGCUAUGUCUGUGAUGUGCCCAAACCAAAUAUAUCGCCUUUGCCAGGUCAGCCGCAGUGUAAUGCCACCAGCGAGUGUCCAGCAAUAACGUCAGGCAUCGUCACAACUAUCGGUAGCAACAAUCUUUCUCUGGGUCAUGACGAUGUUCUCCCACUCUAUUCCCUCAUUCCAACAAAGACUUACUACACCCCUCCAUCAUUCCUAUACUCUCUUUCCGGGAAUGUCACAUCAGCAAUUACCUGCCUGACUGCGCAUAUCGCCAACGGUACCGUCAACGAUACAACUACCGCUGGAUACUCUACCUUCAUUCCAACUUUACUCUGCAUUGAGGGUACCUUGAGCCAGUGCUCUGACGGCCCCGUCGAUGAUGGAACCCCAAUUCAGCUUUGUGCCGUCAAUGCACUCGAUCUAGGCGCCGAUGGUAUUGUCCCAAACGGCGUACAGAAAUGGAUUGACACCGACGUUGAUACCGCCCAAAAUCUGACUGAAAAUCCAGCCGAAUCUCAAACGCCGAUUGAAGCAGAAGCUGGGCCAGAAUUAGAGAGCCUUGGAAUCCCUCGAAUUUUAGGUAGCGCGAAAUUUUCGAUAGCCCUAAUCCUGGCAUUUUCUAUCGCUGUGGCUGCGUGA
Messenger RNA from Blumeria graminis f. sp. triticale, 771 nucleotides. NCBI's taxonomy places the organism in Eukaryota, Fungi, Ascomycota, Leotiomycetes, Helotiales, Erysiphaceae. The record is from the annotation of a GenBank genome assembly.